This is a messenger RNA of Penicillium canariense, 267 nucleotides long. RefSeq lists its product as uncharacterized. NCBI's taxonomy places the organism in Eukaryota, Fungi, Ascomycota, Eurotiomycetes, Eurotiales, Aspergillaceae. The coding region runs from base 1 to 267 and encodes 88 amino acids. The record is from RefSeq and is a predicted model, not a curated record. The transcript has a single exon.
AUGUCCAUUGGGCCAUUUGAGACAGAGCAAGACUUUGUUUCGCAGUUCACCGGUGGCUUCGUAAACGCCUCCGAAUCGGUGGCGUGCUUUGCCGUCAUCGACAAGAGGAAGCCACCCUCCCUAGCAGACCUAGAGGGCGAACUACCUGGGAUGGUCUCAUACAUGAGCACCACGGCCGUGCCCGCAGAGGUAGGAUACUCCAUCACCCUCCCGCCCUACCAGCGAAUCACCCUGUCACGGAUCCUGGAGGGGACUUGGGAUUUCUGA